Messenger RNA from Lingula anatina, 2682 nucleotides. RefSeq lists its product as uncharacterized. Gene Ontology annotation, molecular function: single-strand selective uracil DNA N-glycosylase activity; oxidized pyrimidine nucleobase lesion DNA N-glycosylase activity. Lineage: Eukaryota; Metazoa; Brachiopoda; Lingulata; Lingulida; Lingulidae. Gene Ontology annotation, biological process: base-excision repair. The record is from RefSeq and is a predicted model, not a curated record.
UGUCCAAUUGCACACUUCCGGUCUGCGAAUUGUUUGAAGAGUCCCGCAAAUUAGUAAAUUUUGAGUAUUUACAAAGUUGAGAAACCACUGUAAAUAUUGGAAUGUGGAUCUGAAUAUUCAACACGACUGGGAUCUAAAAAACUAUGGAAGAAUUACACAUGAAAAGGAAGUACAAAGAAGAAAUUGUUGAUGGUGCAUUUAGUGGAGACAAGUAUUGCAAAUGGACAAAUAUGGGGGAUCCUCCACCAGAUGGCACUGGUACAAUGUACAAUGUGGGACAAAAUUCUUUACCUAUGGUGCAAAAUGGUAUGAUGGCUGGAUAUCCUGCUCCUAAGCAAGAGAACCAAUGCAAUACAAAUGGAGCACCAGUAAAUGCAUAUCAUUAUGGAUACAGUCCUAGUCCCCCAGUGCCCUAUUCUUCCCAACAGAUGUAUUCCAAUAAUGGACUUGUACACCCUCCACAGUCUCUCAGUAGAGAAGAUCAGCACUUCCAGUAUCAACAGCAUUAUAACCCAACUGAAGGUGCAGGACAAUACAAUUAUAACCAGGUCCAAAACCAAGUAGUGCCACAACAGAAUAGUUCAUGGGCACCAAGUGGUCAUAUUUCUUCUGCCAAUAUGGAGUUUAGAUCCUCUGUUUCUACAAUGCACCAAAUGUCACCUGAUGGUAGAAGAGAGAAUGCGCUUAUUUAUAAUGCUGGAAUGCAGGAGUCUCAACAGAACAGUGCAAUGUCAUAUUCUUCUAUGUAUUUACCUACUAAUGCACCUGGCUAUACACAAAUAAAACAAGAGCAACCUAGUCAGCCAAAUGGGUAUUAUCAAGGGGUUUCCAGAAUGACACCAAGCAUGAGUUACUAUGGAAAUACACAGCAGGAGUUAGAGCAGAGAAACCUAAUGGCAAAUUCUCCUGUCCCAGCAACUUAUCAAGUGGACAGUUUUCCUGGGUCCUGGGGUGCACAACCAAAGAUAAACAGUCAACAGCAGGGCAAUGUAUUAUUCAGUGGUAAUCUCAAUGCACAUAACUCUAUGCCCAACAGCAUGGUAUCAGCAGGACAGUAUAGCCAAGUCUUCCAAAGCAAUAAUCCACAAGAGAACAACAUCAGUUUUAAAAAUGAACCAUUCAUGAAUUUAUUGCAAUCUAAUAAUUAUGGGUCUCAGCCUGAAAUAAGAGGCACUGAACCACAGUAUAACUGUGGACAGAACUCUAAUGUCUCACUACAGAACUGUUCACAGAUGCCUGCAAAUAACACAUCCGAAAGAUUUCUUGGGGGUGUGAAACAAGAAUUCUCCACCCAAAGCCCUCUCUGGGCAGCAGAUGGCCCCAUGCCUAAAUGCAUCCCAGACACAAAUUUAUCCAUUGAGAUGAACAGCAGAAAGAUUCCCUAUUACAAUCAUGCUACCAUCAACAUAGCUGAGGAGUUUCUCAAGAUUGAGUUGGAUUUGUGCAGAACUUUGUGUCAGAUUCCAGUGGGGGAACCAGUGACUCAUAUCUACAAUCCACUAGAGUAUGCUUAUGAACCACAUUCAAACUUUGUCCAGAAGUACUGUACCUCCACGAGGCCAGUCUUGUUUCUAGGGAUGAACCCAGGACCAUUUGGGAUGGUUCAAAAUGGGAUUCCAUUUGGUGAAGUGAGCAUGGUUAAAAACUGGCUGAAAAUCUCUGGCACAGUGUACAAGCCACAGGUGGAGCAUCCACAGCGUCUCAUAAAGGGGAUGGAAUGUACCAGGAGUGAGGUCAGCGGUGCAAGGUUUUGGGGAUUUCUAGCAAAAGUGUGCAAGGAACCAGAAGUCUUCUUUCAAAACUGCUACAUACACAAUCUCUGUCCACUUGCCUAUAUGUCCAAGACUGGCAAAAAUAUCACUCCUCCACAAUUGAAAGUGGCUGUGAGGAAGUCUGUCAGCCAGGCAUGCGCCACAGCAUUUUGUAGAGUGGUAAGGCUCUUGGAUGCCAAAAUUAUAAUUGGCAUUGGGCGCUAUGCUCAGCAGAGUGCACAGACUGCCUUACAGGACCACGGCAUUGAGGGGAUCCGAGUGGAGAGCAUCAUGCACCCCAGUCCCAUCAACCCAGCUGCCAAUAAAGGAUGGGAAGAUAUAGUUGCCAAACAGCUGGAGGAGAUGGGUUUAAUGCAAUACCUAACUGGAAGGAAUCCCACUUCCUGAUACUGAAUCAUGGGGCAGCCAGGAGCUAUACAGCUGAUCACAUGUGACUUGAAGCAACAGUUUUUGAAGUCAUAAAACAUAUGCCUAGAGCUACACACCUGUAGUCACAUCAGAGCAGUAUGUUCUUUGGAUAAAACAGGCCAUAAACUGCAUUGAAAUGAGUGUUUUUGUUACCAGUCCCAAAAUAAUUGCUUUAACGGGUAUCACACUGUCAUUAAUUUUGAUGAUCAAAACCACUUUAAUGUAUUGUAAUUGUAACAUAAAAUGGUACGUAUAGUACUGUUUCAAUAACUUGUUUUUACUUAGUUAAAAAUAGACAUUUGUUUUAAAGAAUCAUGCAGCUAUCACUUUAGUGACUUAUUUGUGUAAGUACAGAAUUUGUAGGGAUAUGACAAUUUAAAGUGUAAUUUUUAGGAUUUUUUUUAUUUUAUACACAUUUUUGUUAGCAUAGUUGAUGUAGUCUAAAAUGGGUGCUGUAUGAAUGUUUUUAUUACAAGUAUAAAGAAGCAACAGUAACAAGAUA